AUGAGCCCAGAGUGCCAGUCCACCUCAGAAGACCUUAUCAAUCAAGAGUACAUCCGGCCCAAGGACAGCCGAACCGGCCGUCUGAUUGCAAUGCUGGUGAUGGUCUUCUUCUACAUGCUGGCAGAGCUUAUAGUCGGCAUAGUUGGAAACUCCCUCACCCUUGUGGGAGACGCCUUUCAUAUGCUGUCAGACCUGCUAUCUCUUGUCAUAGGUCUGAUCUCUCUUGUUUUGGGGAGGAAGCAGGCAUCGGCACAGGCUACCUUUGGAUAUAAGCGAAGCGAAACCAUAGGAGGGUUUUUUAAUGCAUCCUUUCUCCUAUCUACUGCUUUCUUUCUUGUGACAGAAGCUGUUCAGAAGCUAAUCACCGCAGAGGGAGUUGACUUGAACCAUAUCGAUUUAGUCUUGGGCGUGGCAAUCGGCGGUUUGGUAGUCAAUAUUGCAGGACUCUUCAUUUUCCAUGAGCACGGGAAUGCCCAUGAUCAUGAUCAUGCUCAUGCUCAUGAUACCGGUUGUCAGGACUACCACGAGUCAGGUCAUCCAGAUCACUCGGACGGGAAUUCUGAGAGUUCUCUUGGUUCCCAUGCGCUUGCUUCCACCGUUCAAGUGGUCAGCACUGCGCUCACACCUGAGUCUACUACACUGCUCCUUAAUGGCGCUCAGAAGAGAAGGAGAAGGGGGCACAGAGGCCCCAAGAAACAGAGAAACAUUACUAUGCAUGGUGUGUUUCUCCACGUCCUCGGAGACCUGAUGGGGUCUGUGGUUGCUAUCGUGUCUGCACUAGUACAAAAGUUUGUCACGCAUCCCCUUGCUCACUUGGUUGACCCGAUGACUACCAUGCUCAUGGUCAUAAUAAUAGUUUGUGCAGCAGUCCCUCUGUUGAAGUCCACCAUACGAAUACUACUUCAGGCCAUCCCCGAAGGCCUCUCUCUGGACGUUUUGAAAGAGAGGGUCCUCGAUGUGGACGGUGUCUUGGGCGUACACGACCUGCACGUUUGGACAUUUACAGAUGAGACUGUUAUCGGCCACUGUCACGUAGUCGUCUGUAAUCCCUCGGGCGCCAUUGACCGAACAAGACACUGCCAGAUCAUGAAGGAUGUCAAAUCUGUCUUCCAUAGUUUAGAGGUCCAUAACAUCACUAUUGAGAUAGAGUAUGUGUCCCCAGAUGAAGAGAUUGCUUCUAAUGUAUGCUUCUCUUCCUAUGGGUGCCUAAGCCAACAGAAGAGGUGCUGCAAUUACUCCGUUAAAAUCGUGUCCUAA
This is a messenger RNA of Giardia duodenalis, 1257 nucleotides long. Its product is annotated as Zinc transporter domain. Gene Ontology annotation, biological process: zinc ion transmembrane transport; intracellular zinc ion homeostasis. Gene Ontology annotation, molecular function: zinc ion transmembrane transporter activity. Lineage: Eukaryota; Fornicata; Diplomonadida; Hexamitidae. The record is from RefSeq and is a predicted model, not a curated record. Bases 1 to 1257 code for a protein of 418 amino acids. Gene Ontology annotation, cellular component: membrane. The transcript has a single exon.